AACUUUAAUAUUAUUUUAUUGUGUAGAUAUUAUCACAACUCCCAACAGUUCAUCAGCAUAUACAUACCAAAACAAAAACUUCCCAUAAAAACAGCCAACACACACACUUGGAGAAAGAUAUUUUGGAAAGGUCAUCUUUCUUGUUUAGGGGUUUGAAAAAAAAGCUGCUGUAAAAGGGGUUGUCUGUACUUGUUUCCCUUUUCUUGUGUUAAUUUUUUGGUCAGCUUCACGGUUAUAUCAGGAAAGAACAAAAUUAGUUGAGCAAAUCAUCUUCUGUCGCGUAAAGGUGUGAACUCUGUGAUUAAAGGCUGAAGAUCUUUAGACUGAUUCUAGUCUAAUAUAACUAGGGAAAAAAGAAGUUAUGGGUUAUAUAUGUGAAUAUUGUGGAGAGCAAAGAUCGAUUGUAUAUUGCCGGUCCGAUGCAGCUUGCCUAUGUUUGUCAUGCGACCGAAAUGUCCAUUCAGCAAAUGCCCUUUCGCAACGUCAUUCCAGGACACUUAUAUGUGAAAGAUGUAAUUCACAACCAGCUGUCGUUAGAUGCAUUGAUGAGAAAGUAUCUCUUUGCCAGAACUGUGAUUGGUCAGGUCAUGCUAGUAGUUCUACUUCGGGUUCGGGUUCAAUGCACAACAGGCAAGCACUUAGUAGUUACACGGGCUGUCCUUCCGCUGCCGAACUUUCUAAUAUCUGGUCAUUUCUGUUAGAUGACCCUUCGAUUGGUGGUAAUUGUGAACAGAGAAUGGGUUCAAUGAACAUCAAUGAUAACCGUCCUAGGGAUAGUGAAGGUCCUCAAGGUAAGGACAAUUCACAAAAUACGCGUGCUGCAUUCGAAGCGAAUGACAUGAAUAUUUCGGAGAAAUCGAAUCUUUUAAUGGAUUCAUCUAUGCAUACUCUUGACAACAAGAUGCAUAAUGCGGACCUACCUUUUGGAUCCUCGAAUUCUGCAUCGUCAAAGGGCGGCUAUAUGGGAGAAAAAGGCUCUAGUUUAUUUGAGGAGGAUCCUUACUGUGAUAAUCUCAUUAUGGAUUCGGUGGACUUGAGUGUUGAGAAUUAUGAAGAGCUAUUUGGUGAUUCUCUCAAUUAUCCAGAUGAGCUAUUUGAGAAUGAAAAUCUCGAUUGCUUCUUUGGGAUGAAAGACAUGAAAAAUGAUGACUCCAGCUGCCGGGAUGCCAAUGCUGCCGAGGGAUCGUCAAUGGCACGGGUAAAUACAGUGCAGCCAACAUGUAGCGAUGCAGCAUCUGCAGAUUCCGCGAUGAGCUGCAAGACGGAUUCUAUCCUUUACUUUGCUAGACAAUCUAGCUUCUCAGUUUCCAACCAAACUGGAGGAGAAUGCAGUGCUGGAGAUCACCAAGACUGCGGAGUCUCCCCGAUGCUCCUAAUGGGAGAGCCGCCAUGGUGUCCUCCAUGUCCUGAAAUUUCGUCCCCAUCGACUAGCAGGAGCAAUGCUGUUUUGCGCUACAAGGAAAAGAAGAAGACAAGGAAAUUUGACAAGCGAGUAAGAUAUGUUUCCCGCAAGGCAAGAGCUGAUGUCAGAAGGCGUGUGAAGGGACGGUUUAUCAAGGCUGGUGAUGCUUACGACUAUGAUCCUCUCCCGACCAGAAGCUAUUGAUGGGGAUCACGUUUUUCCCGCGCAAUGAAGCUCAAGCAUAGCAAGCAGCUGCGACGUGCCUCCUUUUGUCUACUAAAGAUUGCUGCAGAGAAACGAGAGUUCGCCUUUCUGGAGCACACGAUCAACUUUCUUUCCGGAGAGUGAUCAAGGUUCACCUCGAGUACGCUGGACUUUCUCUGCUUCUGUUCUUGCAACUCUAACUAGUCGACUUCACACAUCUGAAGUACUCACGAAAUCAGUUGUACGUUAACUUAGGUCCGGAGAUUGUGAAUUCCUUGGUUAUUAUGUUAACUUAUCAUGUGUAUAUUUUGGUCAGUGUGUAGAAAUUAAGUGCUAUAAUGAGCUAUCGAGAUAGACACGAAGCUUGCUUUUGUAAACUAGUUCAUUUACAUUGUAAGAUAAAAUGGCAAUAUUUACGCGAGGUAGCCACUUUUGUGGCCUUGUAUUUAGAAGUUGGCCUCUUUUUCAAAAUUUACCUGUGGUUGGAAUAUUAGUUUUGAAUUUUAAACUUCAGACCGCUGGUCUAAUUUUGAAAAAGUUGCUAACUUCUAGGUACAAGGCCAUAAAAAUGGCUUACGUAAAUCAGCCGAUAAAAUAUGUAGUAGAGUAUCAGAGAAGUAGAGUCUUGAUAGGGCCAAUAAUAUUGUUGUAGUUUUUGCUACUGGGGCCAUCACAUUGGAACAUGUAUUAUCAUCUUAUUGUUUCUUGAAAUCCAGUACUAUAUAUGCCAU
This is a messenger RNA of Lycium ferocissimum, 2337 nucleotides long. Its product is annotated as zinc finger protein CONSTANS-LIKE 9-like. NCBI's taxonomy places the organism in Eukaryota, Viridiplantae, Streptophyta, Magnoliopsida, Solanales, Solanaceae. The record is from RefSeq and is a predicted model, not a curated record. The coding region runs from base 362 to 1606 and encodes 414 amino acids. Gene Ontology annotation, molecular function: protein binding; zinc ion binding. The transcript is spliced from 6 exons.